Messenger RNA from Wasmannia auropunctata (little fire ant), 3042 nucleotides. RefSeq lists its product as uncharacterized. The transcript has a single exon. The record is from RefSeq and is a predicted model, not a curated record. NCBI's taxonomy places the organism in Eukaryota, Metazoa, Arthropoda, Insecta, Hymenoptera, Formicidae. Bases 402 to 2144 code for a protein of 580 amino acids.
AGCUGCGUGUGCAAACCGACAAUUAAAGACGGGACAAGUCGGCUCCCCCGAGUAACUUCUCCGCGAUUGAUGUCAGCAACAGUAUGUCGCUCUGAUUUUCGUGUAUGUUGUGUCAUCCGGCCGCUUCCAUCGCUACAUAUCUGUUUCCGACGAGAAAGGGAGAUAAUUUUUUUCUAUCCGUGACUUAAAACAGUACUAUAAUUGACCUCCGGAAAAUAACUGUAUCUCGCAUCUCAUCUUCCUCUUCCUACGCCUCCUCGGGGAAUAACCGACGGUUAUUUCCCAAGAUCAAGGUAUGAGUCCAGGGUAUAAGGAUUUCUACCGAUCGGCUGGGCCCCUCGAUUCGUAACCCUCUCCCGGACGGGGUUUCCGAAGGCGAAACGCCGAAACGGGAAACAAAGAUGCCCGCCUGCUCGAGCGAGAGCUCGUCCAGAUUAUGGUCCUCCAGCCCGCCGAUGUCACGAAGCAGCAGCGCAUCGCCGCCGCUACCCGGCACCCCGUUGUCCACGUCGCCAUCCCGGAUGUCGCCCGUGUCCACGCUGAAGCGCACGACGUCGAACGUGAUCGCGCCGACGUCCAACGCGCCGGUCAAUCUCUCCCGGGCGUCGUCGCUCUCGAGCAUGUCGACGGUGAUACUCUCCCAGAGACGACAGCAGCAACGACAGCAUCAGCAACAGCCGCCGUAUCAUCAUCAUCAUCAUCAUCAUCAGCUGGGUACGCUGGCGGCAGACAGUCGGAAAGUCGAGAGGAGCAACAAUUUCAUCCUGUCGAGAAUCCUGUCCUGGUACUUCGGGCUUCUGACGGGUCUCUUUCGGGGCGUCUUCAACGUGAUCGGCUACGCGAUCUGGGCGCCCGCCCUCUGGGCGUCCGCCUGGGUAUGCGUUUUCUGGGUGAUUCUGCAGCUGCCGCUGACCGCUUUCAAGUGGUUCAUCACCGUGCUGCACACCCCGGCGUACGAGAGAUCGCGCAGCAAGCGGUGCGUGCUGAUCAGCGGCGGUAGCACGGUGCAGGCGGUGCAUCUCGCGCGCAACUUUUACAAGGCGGGCGCACGGGUGGUGGUGUGCGAUCACGAGGGCCUGUUCGGCCUGGCCAGAUUCUCCACCGCCUGCUCCAAGUACUACACGAUACCGCAACCCGGGCCCAGAAACGUCGUCGAGUACAUAAAGGCGCUGCGGGACAUCGUCCAGCGCGAGAAGGUGGCCUACUACAUACCGGUGAGCGCCGCCAACACCGCGUAUUACGACGCCCUGGCGAAGCCGCAUUUGGAGAUCAUGGGCUGCGAGUGCUUCGUGCCCGACGCCAGCGAGGUGACCGCGCUGGACGAUCCGCUGGAGCUGCUGCGACGCUGUCGCAUGCUCGGCCUCCCGACAACGCAGCACUUCCUGCUGCGAUCGAUGCAGGAUCUGUCCGCGCUCUACGAGCGGAACGCGUUCCGCAACGGCAGGUACAUGAUGCUGGCCGCCGGUCCCGCUGGGAUGCGCGAUCGCGCCAAGAUCCUGCUGCCGCCCACCGUCCGGGAGAUCCGGAAUCAGGAGCACGAGAUCAGCGAGAGGCGACCGUGGGUGGUGAUCCGCGACCCCGGCGGCGAUCACUUCAUCACCUGCACCACGCUCAAGGAGUCGCGGAUCGUGGCGAACGUGACCUGCCGAGUGGACGAGGAUCGGGGCCUCAUACCCGAGGAACGUCCCGAGGUCACGCGGUGGCUCGAGCAGUUCUUCGCCCGUUCCUUCGGCAGCAGGAUCAACGGUCACAUGAGCUUCCGGCUGGCGGCGUCGGAGGAGACGGGCGAGCUGGUGUCCAUCGGCUGCCGGGUCGGCGUGAGCCUGCCCUACAUCUGCCACACGGGGAUACAUCCGCGUCUGGUGUGGAAGCCCUGUCGACACUUCUCCAGGCAGAACUCGGCGUUGCUGCAGAGCACGUCGAGCCGGCAAUUGCUGUCCGACGCCGUGGCGAGUGCUCUCAAGCAAUCGGCCAGCGAGACCGCGCCGCAUCUUCUGGGCACGGUGCUGGACAAGAGGGAGUCCCUCUUCGUCUACUGGGACCCGCUGCCCUACUGCGCCUACUAUCAUCUUCAAUUGCCGUUUAGGCGCGUCGCGGAGGCCAUCAGGACGCAGCACAACCCACCCCUGGCGGUAGUGCAAUAGGACUCUACCCUGAAAAUGGGGGGUGCUUUUCUUGCAUCGAGAUCCCUUCUGUUUCGCCUGCUAUCAUAUCCGCAGACAUGCCCUUCAGAAAUCGUCGCGAGGAUCGUCCAAAAAACUCACAAUUGAUCCUUAGCUUAUAGUGGCGUAACCGAGGGGGUUGGAGUGUAGCUAUGUAUCUGAAUCUCAACGUCGAUCGCGUCUCCGAGAAGAAACGAUUGUGCCAAAGAGGAGAUCCGCGGACGAAUCCCGAACAAGACCCGUACUUAUGUCUUUUCUUCCGUGAGUAAUUGUGUAGAGUGUGAUAUUAUUUAUUGGAGAACAAUGGAUAUCCGCGCGCGCGAUAUCCAUUUCGCACGCGGCUGAUCAGCAUAUAAGAGCUAUUCUCUUGUUAUACAUUAUCUUGCGUCGCGUUGUAACAUACAAGUGAAUAUGAGACUCGUAACGAUUCCACGCAUAGAGUGCGUGUGUGACAGAGAGAGAAAGAGAAAGCGUGUAUAUAUAUGUAUGCGUGUAUGUAAUUUCAUUACUUACUUUUUACUUAUUAAUUAACGAUCAUAAUACAGCAGUCUUGUUUUGCUGAGGACGGAAGGAAGGAAGGAAGGGACACGGUAGUUGUGUGUGUCAAUUCGAGAACUAGGAAGUAAGGAACUUGGCAGAGGCGCGUUUUCCCCGCGAUUCAUGAGAGCGAGUCAAUGGGGAGUCCGUGGCGUUCGCGAGAGUUAUAGAUAUCGCGCGCUAUCCCGGCAAUCGCGUUUGUUCGGGGAUCGCGGAUUUUGACGAAAGUGAGCGAGUUAAAAAUAGGUACAAAGGUCAAGUUCGGCUGGUAAUCGGCUUAUGAGAGAGAGAGACAAAAAAAAAGGGGAGAAUAAGAGGACGUGCGGCAGCUCACGCGCCAUGU